AUGAGCCUCCUGUUCCUGCUAGUGAGCAGCAUUCUGUUUGCCUUCAUGUUUGUCUUCUGGAAAACCUGGUUUCAGAGAAACACUGGUGAAAUGUCAUCAAAUUCAACUUCUGUUGCACUAGUAAGAUCAUACUCUUCUACUCAGUCAACUAAGAGCAAUACUGAUAAGAGUCUUUCGGUCAACAAUCUCUCUCGGGAUAUCUUAAUUAAUUUCCCACACUCAAUAGCCAUGCAGAAGCGAAUAUUGGUAAACCUCAGGAUCGUGGAAUACAAGCUGGUUGAACUGGAACAAUUCCUAGUUACUAAGGGUUUAAAUGGUGCAUUAGUUAACCGGAAGUCCACUGACAAGCCUACAGAAUGUAAUAACAAUUGA
Messenger RNA from Budorcas taxicolor (takin), 372 nucleotides. It is a transcript of the gene CT83, whose product is annotated as cancer/testis antigen 83. NCBI's taxonomy places the organism in Eukaryota, Metazoa, Chordata, Mammalia, Artiodactyla, Bovidae. The coding region runs from base 1 to 372 and encodes 123 amino acids. The record is from RefSeq and is a predicted model, not a curated record. The transcript is spliced from 2 exons.